This is a messenger RNA of Dujonia railenensis, 2649 nucleotides long. The record is from the annotation of a GenBank genome assembly. Lineage: Eukaryota; Fungi; Ascomycota; Pichiomycetes; Serinales; Debaryomycetaceae.
AUGCCUUCGUACCCUGAUCUGUCGGGUGCAAAUCAGGCUGGGGUAUCAGGAAAGAGCUCGUCUAGGAAACCUUUUGGUGGGCUAAGGAGAAAGGUGCAGCCACCAAACCAUGCCGAUGAGGAAUCUACUCCUAGACUGUUGCCUUAUAACACUUCAAUGGCAACACCAUCUCAUACAAACUACGUUUCGAACUGUUACUGCUGCGGGCUGGUCUUGGCCUACCCUGACGGAGCUUCUAAAUUCAAAUGUACUGUUUGUGAUACAACGAAUUUUGUUACUAAGGAUUCAUUGGACGGGAAAGAGGUAUCGUAUUACCCAAAACCUGUCACAUAUGAAGAAUUAUCGCACUUGCUAAAUCAGUGUAUGGCCAAUGUCCAAAGCUUGGAUGGCCCGAAUGGUCUGAAAGAACAGCUGCAAAAUAGGGCCCAAACCUUGCACACUAUCUUCGAGCCGUUGUCAAAAAGGUUAUAUGAUGCAUUCAGGUCGGUUGAGUGCUUACGAAGAUCCUUCCUACUCAAUUACAGGAGGACUUCGUUGCAUUAUUCCAAUUCCAAUUUGGAUUUGAACGGAAUUAAGAAUUUGUUCAAUUUGUUAACGAGGCUACCCACGAAGAGGCCCUUGUAUAAUGCAUUGUCUGGAGCCGUGGAGCUAUUGAAAAGGGUCAGUUUUCAACCUCAGGAUGAUACAAGAAGACUUUAUCACCUUUUAAUUCUACUUGAAAUUCCAUACUUGACUCUGGCUUUAGUCCCUAGGACCACUUCCCUGGCUUCUUCGCCACUAAAUAGUAGACAAGGAAGUGCCAUAUUUAGAAUGGUUGAUGUUCCUGAAAUAAGAAAUUUAUUACGGGAAAUAUUAUCUAAAACGUUGGGUAUGCUUUCACAGUCAGUAACACCAAUUUCCUCAAACUAUGUUUGUAGUUGGUGGUCCAAAUUGCCAAACGACGAGUUCAUCCAAAAAGUUGAAAAUAUCAACUUAUAUAUAACAUUUUACUUGAGAAGAUAUUUUGAAAAGGUCAAACAAUUUGAUAGGAAAAGAUCGAUUAAUUAUAGACUUCCUAUUACUUCUAUCGCUGAUAAUAACAGCAAGGAGAGUGAAGUGAAUGUAAAUGAUACCCAGCAGAAGAUAAAAAUCAAUCAAUAUGGUGACGAUUGGCACUUGAGAGCUGCCUCUAUAAUCCUUGCGAUGCUCUUCAAAGCAAAUACAGUAAGAGGCUUCUAUAAAAUUCCUUGCCAUUUCUUCUACAACUCCAUGGUUGACUUUGUCCAUGUCAAAUUGGAUUUUGAUUCUUGGCAGAAGAAGCAGAGGGAAAAGACUGUUGGUAACAGUAGUGAAAGAGGGCCCAGUCCCACUGCCAAUUCUCCGCCCGAUAUUCAGACGGUCAUUGAAUAUAUUCAAGACUCAGAUCGGGCAAGAAGUAUGCUAGUCGAUUCAGCGUCAUUCUAUUUCUGUCAAUAUCCGUUCUUGAUUUCCUUGGGUGCUAAAAUAUCUAUUUUAGAAUAUGAAGCAAGAAGAAAGAUGGAAAGGAAGGCGGAAGAAGCAUUCAUCAGUUCAUUGGACAAGAAAGUUGCAGAGGACGUAUAUUUCAGAGUUAAAGUAAGGAGAGAUCAUAUAGUUCAAGACUCUUUGUAUUGCAUUCAAUCCAAUACUUCCAACCUUAUGAAAUCAUUAAAGGUACAAUUCAUAAAUGAGCCUGGGAUUGAUGCUGGGGGGUUGAAGAAAGAGUGGUUUUUAUUGUUGACUAAGGAGAUUUUUGGUCCUCAGACUGGGAUGUUGGUUGAAGUUGAAGAAUCGAAUUGUUUGUGGUUUAACAUGGUUCCAAUUGAUAAUUUGGAAAUGUACUAUUUGUUUGGGGCAAUUUUGGGAUUGGCCAUAUACAAUUCAACAAUAUUGGAUUUACAUUUUCCCUUGUCUAUUUACAAGACACUUUUAAAUAAAACUUUAACCUUUGAGGAUUAUAGUGACAUAUAUCCUGAAGUUGCAAGAAAUUUGUUAAAAUUGAAGACUUAUUCCAGUGAUGAGCUUAGUAUGAUGGAUCUCACAUUUGAAGUAACCAUAACUGAUGCAUUUGGAAAUAUUUAUACAAGGGAGCUUAUUCCAAAUGGUCGGAAGAAGAGGGUUACUAAAGAGAAUCUAGGAUUUUAUAUUGAUAGAUACAGUUCGUACUUCAUCUGUGGUGGGAUUUUGCCUCAAUUGAAGCUGUUUGUGAAUGGGUUCAAGACUGUUAUAGGAGGAAAUGCAUUGUCGUUGUUUCACCCCGAGGAAAUCGAAUUAUUGAUUUGCGGUAGCGAUGAAAAGUAUUUGGAUAUCGAUAUCUUGAAGUCGAUAACAAAGUAUGUUGGGUUUAAAGACCGUGAGAGUGCUGAAAAGGACGCUACUAUUGCGUGGUUUUGGGAAUAUAUGCAUCUGAUGGAUUAUACUAGUCAUAAGAAGUUGUUGCGGUUUGUGACUGGAUCUGAUAGAGUUCCUGCUACUGGGUUGCAGAAUUUGAGUUUCAAGAUAAGCAAGGCAAGCACUAGCUUCAGCGAGAGACUACCAAUAGCACAUACAUGUUUCAAUGAGCUAAGUUUGUAUAGCUAUAAAAGCAAGGAAAAAUUGGUUCGGAAGAUGACAUUGGCAGUUAACGAGAGCUUGGGAUUUGGAAUAAAGUAA